AUGGCGUUGCCAGUCUUCAUUAGAAAAGUAGGACAUGCUUUAAAAUCUGUGGAAGGAACAUGUGAUGUUAUGAAAGCGCUUAAAUGUACAGGAUAUGAUCUCCUAUCCAUGAACCCACUUGGGAUAAUGCAGUUAGAAGAUGCUGAUAAUUUAUGCAGUAUCAUUGGUGAUCUGGAAGUAUGUUUGAAAGAUACUCUUGGUGGGUGUUCAAUUACCGACAAAGUUGGAUGGGUUCCUGUAAUUGAUUCGGCAAAGUUUAUCUGCAAUCGUUUAGAAGAGUACAAAUCGGCGUCUCAUUGUUAUCUAACAAAAGACACUUUUGAAAACUUUAAAAAUUGCACACAGUACUUCCAUAAUGCGGCAUCAUGCAGGUCAUUUGAAACGUUUUUGAAUUGUGUAUUGACACCAAUUAAAAGAUGUAGUUUAAAAGGGGCAGAAAUUCUAAAUGGUUUAUUUACAGCAUUUACUGGAUAUCACAUCCAAAUCAUGAAUUGUUCGUUACCAGACCUACAUCCGAUGAAAACGACAACUCAAAAACCUCAACAAACUACGUCAACGCUUAAGCCCCAACAAGACACAGACAUGGCUAAAGAUACAGAUAAGAGUUUCUUGCAUGACGAAGUGCCAAAGCCAAGGACAGCUACUGUAAAGAAUAUUGCUUCAACAAACGCUAUGUAUGCCUCCAAGGUCGUAUUUAUCAUUUUUGGAAUUAUAAUAAUAUAAUAGUGCAGUUUUAAAGGUCACAAAGUUUUGUUGAAGAGUUUUUAACAGAAACCCUCUGACGAGUUAACUGAAAAUCAAAUCAUUGGGAUGUGGCAUUUAAAUCGACUUUGCUGUUUGCUGCUAUUUACCAUUCUCUUGCAAAAAUCAAAAUCAAAUUUACCCAGAUUAAGGCAUGAUAACUUUAGGGCAAUACGAAGAAAUAGGGCAUUAAUUAUUGUCGUCUAUAAAACAGUUAGCUCCCCUUUAUUAAAACUUUAUUCUAUUCAAAUUAUGUUAGAAAUAUGAAUCAUGUGUUCUUAUGCAUUCGAUCCUUUUUAAGAAUUUGUUAUAUUUUCAUGAAAUUUAUGAUUGUACACAGCUUUCAAAAUCAUUUUUGUACCAAACCGUGUCGUUUAGGCGUAACAAGUGAUAACAUCAAUAUUGUUGGAAAAUUUAUUUAUGAUCAGCAUAUCAUAAAAUCAUGUUGGCGAAACUUGUUGACUCACUCAUUAUGACUGUUGCCGAAUAUUUACAAGCCACCAAAAAUUACUUCCUGUUUCGGGUCAUUUCGAGCAAAUCGGUAACUAUUAGUCUGCACUCAAUCAAAUUAAAAUCAGAUUACAAUUGCGUUUCGUUGUUUUUGUUUUCUGUCUCCAUGGUAGCGAAAAAAAUAAUAUCUAACCAAAAUUAUAAUCUAAUUUCAACUAGUUUGACAUGUAUUAGGCUAAUUGAGAAAAAAGUUUAGUUAAAUUACAUAUCAAUGCACUUACUUUCCCUAUAGUUAAAUAUUAUUAUAUUAUUUUCAAAUUUAGUUAUGAAUAAGAAAUAUGCUGAAAUAGGUCAGUUGUUGAAGAUCGCAUAGCGUGGAACUCUGAGCAACAACAACAUGUUUUUUUACGUUCUGUUUUAAUAUUUAUAUAUAUCGCUCUACAAUUGAUGUAUUAUUCUAACAUUGAAAAUAUUUUGUUUUGUUUAUUGACUGUGGGUUACUCCACCGGUACCAAGGUCAGACUACAUAAAUAUAUUUAAAUUCUGAUUAUGUUAUCUCUGUCGUAGUCUCACAAUUUUUCAAAACUUAACAAUUAUUUACAUUAGAACGUUUGUGUUCGAUUGGUUGAAUUGAAGAACAGGCCUGACCUUAAAAUUCAUCAGAUCAUUGAGCUGGCGAAGUGACACAUAGAAAAAUGUUUCGAGCUUCGCUUCAGUCAAGAUGUUAUUUAACAAUUUUCUCAGUGUAAUAACUUUUCGAUUAUAUUUUCUCUAUAUUUAAUUUAAUAAAUGAAGAGAAGCACUUAUACAGUUCCCUUAUAGAACACAUGAUGUUCCUCUGCGACUGGACUGUCAACUAAGCACACUUUAAAAUUGUAUGUUUAUGUUAUUAUAUAAAAUAAUUGUCAUAGAAUGUUGAACUGUUUUUGUGUUUUGACUCUAAAUGUUAAAUUGUAUUUUUUUUUGAUAGAAAAUAAUGUCAUAUUUAUAAAAUAUACUGAUAUACAGUAAAAGUAAAUUGUACAAGGGUUAUGUUGACAGAUUCAGUACAUGUAUUCUACACGGAAUUUUGGUUUGGCGCAGGCUAUGUGAUAUGCAAUCUAUCUUUUUUAUUUUCUGUUUUUCAGUCUUCUUCGUAAUCAUGUUAACCUGUUUCUUGAUAAAAUAGGAAAUAGGUAUUAUGGGAUAGCAAACCCUUAGAGGUUGCCGUAUUAUUAUUUUAUCAAGAAAGAGUUUUUAUCAGGACUGUUUUCACUGCCAUGUUUUAGUUUUGUAUGUUAUCGGAAUACGUUACGUAUUAAAUAUAUAUUAUGUUUAUUAG
This is a messenger RNA of Lottia gigantea (owl limpet), 2512 nucleotides long. RefSeq lists its product as hypothetical. NCBI's taxonomy places the organism in Eukaryota, Metazoa, Mollusca, Gastropoda, Lottiidae. The transcript has 6 exons. The record is from RefSeq and is a predicted model, not a curated record. Bases 1 to 723 code for a protein of 240 amino acids.